This is a messenger RNA of Anthostomella pinea, 1131 nucleotides long. The record is from the annotation of a GenBank genome assembly. Lineage: Eukaryota; Fungi; Ascomycota; Sordariomycetes; Xylariales; Xylariaceae.
AUGUCCGACAUCAAGUUCGAUAAGUCGACGAUCCCGGACCGGCCUGGCCGGGUGCUGCUGGUGACUGGCGGCACUGGCGGCAUCGGCGCAGAGAUUGCGGUCGAGCUAGCCAAACACAACCCGGGCCGCAUCCUGCUCACCGGCCGCAACGCCAAGUCCGCGGCCACAACCACGCAGCGCAUCAAAACCGCUGCGCCCAGUGUCGCCGUCACCUUUGUACCGUGCGACCUGGCCGAUCUCGCGUCCGUCAAGGACGCCGCAAACCAGAUCCUUGCCGGAUGCGAUCGUCUCGACUUGUUCCUUGCCAAUGCCAGCAUCAUGGCCAAGCCAGCGGGUCUGUCGGCCGACGGCUACGAGGUGCACUUCGCGACGAACCACCUGGGCCACGCGCUCCUGACCAAGAAGCUGCUGCCCCUGCUCUCGCACACCGCCGACCUGCCCGGCUCGGACGUGCGCGUCAUCUACACCACGAGCCUCGGCUGGCGCGGUGGAAACCUUGACGAUUUCGGCCGGCUCAGGACCACCAUGAAAUCCGCCGUGCUGGGCCGCUGGAUCCGCUACGGGAACAGCAAACUGGCCAACAUGCUGUACGCGCGAGCUGGCGCGCCGCUACCACCCGGGCGCCGCGCCAACUGCGCUUUCCUAGUAAGCAAGGCCUUUCUCGAAGAUGUCCAUGCAGUUUCCUUCAGCAAAAACCACUUCGAGAUAGGUAUGUUCUACCUGAUCGAUUCGAUGGGGAAGCCAUUCCAGCCGACGUGCAGCCGCUUUUGCGAGUGGCAUGUGCCGGACUGCAGUCACGUCCAUACCUGUACUCCCGCUCCGAUUUAUCACGGCAACACGUACUCGGAUCUGGAAUUCACCGGGGACCAUCCUCUUACCAACGAAGUCAACGGCGACACCAACUCCGGUCUGGAACUCACCGCGGACCAUUCUCUUACCGACGAAGUCAACGGCGACACCUACCCCGAUCUGGAGUAUACCGCAUAUCCCUGUUCUACCGACGAAGUCAGCGACGAUGAGGACAGUCCGUUCGUCCGCCCCUACAGUGAUACAGCAACGGUAUUCUUGACCGAAAUCGUCCCAAAGACCUCACUGCACCAUCUCUGCUCCAUAGCGAUCGAGCUCCCGUAG